AUGGAAGUCUGGCUUGACAGAAGUGAGAAGCAUGAGUGCAAGACCACUGCUCCAUGGGACUGGGAGAGAGUUCGUGAUAACUACUGGAAAAAGCCAACGCUAGCUUUCGAUAGAGAAGGUGUAAGCCAUGUACGACUCGGUAUCAUGGAGCAGCUGCAAGACCAAAUGCUCGAAGCUGCUAAAGCGCGAGGAACUCGAUAG
Messenger RNA from Cylicostephanus goldi, 201 nucleotides. The record is from the annotation of a GenBank genome assembly. NCBI's taxonomy places the organism in Eukaryota, Metazoa, Nematoda, Chromadorea, Rhabditida, Strongylidae.